UUGACAAGGAGACUCCCGAAUCCUCCUCUUCUGCUUUCACAGCCACAGAGGAAACAGCAUCCACGUUUCUUCGCUUCUUAAGUCCGGAUAGCUUACCUCUUCGGGUGACUACUGUCUUGUUUUGUGAGAAAUAAGGAGAGGUCAUCCUGAAACGCAACACUACAUUAAGCAUCACAGUAGCAUAGCCACUCGGAAUCAUAAGUCCUUGUCGUGUUUGCAGGAGGACGAUAAAAGAAGGGACACCCAGUUCCACCAAGUUUAAAUAAAUACAAUUUAUUUAUAUGAUAAACCACAUUAAGUUCACAUUUAUUUAGGUGUGGAUAUAUUUCACAGGUAAUUUAGUCUUCAAAAAAAUAAACUGAAAUUCAUUUUUAGCUUGCGUUAAACUACAUUCCCCAUAAGUAAGCACUGCUCACAUGUUUCUGCCGGAAGUCCUCCUGUCAGACUUUCAGCUCGUCAUCCGGUCUGGGAGCGGAGGUCUGUUCUUGCAACACAAUAAACCUCCUGCAGUGUGUAUAUUUAGGCUUAUGUCAGUGCACAAACGUGGGUAGCUCUCGUCGUUGCCACCGAAUGAAAUCUACAAGGAUACAACUCUAACAAGCUUUCCAUUCUCACAUACAUACUCAGCUGCCAAAGGCUUGGACAUGAAUAAACAACCAAGCAAGGAGAGUCUGAAGGACAAGGUGAAGGGGAUCUUUGGACUGGGACCCCCACGUCCUCCUAGCAAACAGAGUGAUCACAAGCCAUCUGAGUUUAUCAUUACAACUGAUAUCAUCAAGGAGCUCCACCCUGAGUGCGGCCUACAUAACCGUAUUCGCACAAUGAAUCAUGUUUGUGAUCUUGCCAAAACCAAACGAUUUGAGGAGCAUGCAGUAGAAGCAGUGUGGAAAGCUGUGGAGGACAUGUUGUCACAAGAACAGCCACCAGAAGCCAGACAUGCUGUCCUGCAGCUCCUCAGGGCCAUUAUACAGGGACAGGGUGAGCGACUCGGGCCCCUGAGAGCGUACUUUUUUCGGGUGAUCAGAGACUAUCAACCCUGCAAUGAAGACCUAUCUGAUAGACUGGAAGUCUUCAAGGCUUUAACUGAGAAUGGGAAGGACAUCACAUACCUUGAGGAGGAUAUAGCUCGCUUUGUCCUAUUAUGGAUGGACAUUGGGCUCACUUCUGACUUUCUUCACGUUCUGGUCAAUCUGGUGAAAUUCAACAGCUGCUACUUGGACCAAAAUGUGUCCGUCAUGGUCCAGAAAAUUUGUCUUCUGUGCAACAGAACAACGUCUUCAACAGAUAUAGAGGUGGCUCUUCAAGUCCUCGACGCGGUGGUGUGUUACAACUGUCUACCCUCAGACUCUCUCACCGUCUUCAUCAUCACACUAUGUCGCACGGUCAACGUCAAAGAGUUUUGUGAAUCCUGCUGGAAGUUGAUGAGAAAAGUGCUGGGAACUCAUCUUGGCCACAGCGCUAUUUACACAAUGUGCCGCAUAAUGGAGGAGAGGGUGUACAUGGAAGAUGCACCGUUGUUGAGAGGAGCUGUGUUCUUUGUUGGAAUGGCGCUGUGGGGAGCACACAGGCUCCCUGCACUCAAAAACACCCCCACACUGGUUCUGCCAUCUUUUUACAAGGCCAUGUCAUGUGCCAACGAGGUGGUAUCCUAUGAAAUCGUCCUCUCCAUCACUCGACUGAUCAAGAAGUACGGCAAAGAGCUUCAAGUCGUUACUUGGGACAUCCUGCUGGGCAUCAUAGAGCGGCUGCUGCAACAGAUCCAGGCAAUAGGCAGCGCGGAGUUGAAAACCAUAGUCUAUGAGCUGUUGACAACAGUAGAAGAGCUGUAUGAGCAGAAUGGUUACCAUGGUUCCACAGAGAAGUUCUUCAGUCUGGUGGAGAAGUGUGCUGAUAAAAGACCUGAUGCAUCGGUGCUGACGCUCAUCUCAUACAGGGCUCAGUCCAUCCAGCCUGCCAAGGACGGCUGGAUUCAGAGCCUUCAUCGCCUCAUGGAGAAAUUUUUCAGGAAUGAGAGUCGCAGCGUGAUUAGGAUCAAGGUGCUUCACAUCCUGUCAUUUGUUUUGAGUACCAACCGUCAGCUGUACGAGGAUGAGUUGAUAGAAAUGGUAGUCAUCCCGCAGCUCAGCGGGAUAGCCGAAGACCGAGACCUCGCUGUAAGAAAACAGGCUACCCAGCUACUGGUGGACCUGGCUGAGGGCUGUAACACCCACCACUUCACUAGCCUGCUAGACAUUAUCGAGCGGGUGGCCAGUCGAUCUCUGGUGUGUUCAGGACCUGUGGAGAUCUCAGAGAGGGAGCCCACAGCAGAGUCUCCCAUGGAGGAUGUCAGGACCGCUGUACUGGGUCUACUUGAGAUUCUUCAGAGUAAACUUUACAGCCCUGUGACUAUGCCAGCCCAGGCAACUCGCGUAUACGAGUUGCUUAUCAGCCAUCUGCAGCUCCACUACAAGAACAAGUAUUGUUCUGCUGUUGCUUCUAGUAUCAGAUUACAGGUGUUUGACUUCUUUCUGAUGAUGCGAGCGGACUCUUUUCAUCGUGUCGGUGUCCCUAAUAAAGAUGGUGCCAUGAGGUUCAGCCCGUAUUGCUACUGUGACACAGGGGAGCCAGAAAAAAGAGCCAGUGAGAAAAAGCCAACAGGGUCAACAUCUCCUCCUGCUACUGGUCCUUCUCCUAAUGCUCCUCCAACGUCUGCAACCUCAACGAUACGCUCGGCCUACUUGCCUUACUCGCCUGCUUUUGGUGUUCUUCUGCAGGGUCUCAAGAUGGAGACUGAUUGGAAGGUUCUGAAACUGAUCCUGGAGAAGUUACCAUGGACACUACAGUACAAAGUCAUGCUGCUCACUUCACCUUGCAGCCUGGACCAGCUUUGUUCGACUCUGUGCUGCAUGGUGAUUUCAGAGCGUCUCAAGAAGACACCGGAGGGAUUUUCACGAACUGAUGUUCAGCUGGCAGUUGUUCCUGUCCUCACAGCAAUCACCUCCUACCACAACUAUCUGGAACAAUCAAGACAAAGAGAGCUUGUCCAGUGCCUGGAGACAGGCCUCAUUUACCGCUGUGCCAAGCAGUGUGUGGUGGCCCUUACAAUGUGUACGGUGGAGAUGCCUGACAUCAUGAUCAAGCUGCUUCCUGCUCUCAUUGUGAAGCUCACUCACAUCUCUGCAACUGUUGCCAUGGCAUCGCCGAUGCUUGAAUUUCUCUCAACUCUGGUGCGGCUACCCCACCUUUAUGCCAACUUUGUUGCAGAGCAGUAUGUUAGCGUGUUUGCUAUCUCACUGCCAUACACAAACCCGUCCAAGUUCAAUCAAUACAUUGUAUCCUUGGCCCAUCAUGUGAUUGCCAUGUGGUUUAUUCGCUGCAGAUUACCCUUCCGUAAAGACUUUGUUCAGUACAUCACAAAGGGCUUGCGUUCCAACGCCCUGCUGCCUUUUGAUGAUGGCCACGAGCAGAGUUCUUUCCGUGCCCGAAGCACCAGCCUCAACGAAAGGCCCAAGAGUCUCCGGGCAGCAAAAAUGGCGAAGGCGGCAGCGGUGGUAGCCAAUAGCAGCAGCUCUCCAGUUAAAGAGCUGAGGGACCUGUCAGCCAUGGACGCUUUCCGAUCCCGCAGCAUCAGUGUCUCCGAACAUGCGGUCCGCAGGAUGCAACCCUCCACCACCACUUGCAGCCUCGGCUCUGCCGAUGAAAACGCAGUAACUCAAGCGGAUGAAGGUCUGAAGACGGUGCACCUGGAGCUCACUGAGACAUGUUUGGACAUGAUGGCACGAUAUGUCUUUUCCAAUUUCUCAGCACUACCCAAAAGAUCUCCUAUUGCAGAGUUCCUCUUGGCGGGAGGACGCAGUAUGACCUGGCUGGUGGGAAAUAAGCUGGUCACCAUCACCACCAGCGGAGGCGUCCGCACUCAAGCGCUACUUGGCCUGGACAUGGCUGAUCGACUGGGAGGAGGGGAAAUGACCAGGUCUGAUCCAUCACUACACACCCGGAUAACUAAAGAGGCACCCGCCAAACUGGAAUCCCAGUCAAGUCAGCAACAAAGCAGAGCCACGCGCAUACGGGUCCGCUCCAUGUCAGGUGGUCACGCUCUUCGCGCUGGUCCGGCCCAAAGUCUCAGCCCUCUAGUGUCCCCCUCAGAGGGAGAGUUAGCUGCUCCACUUUCUCCAUCCUCUGCUCCUAUGCUGGAUGGCCUCAGUCCGUCGUCCUCCACCUCUGCUACUCCUUCAGCUCCCCCACCGCUCAAAGACAACCCCAGCCUGGCUGAAUUUGUCCCUAUGCUCACUCAGGGCUGGGCUGAGAUCUUCAUUCGAAGACCAUCUGGUAACACAAGCUGGUUAAUGUGCCUGGAGAACCCGCCCAGUCCCUUCUCCUCCGAGCUCGGUAACAUGCCCUUGCAGGAGCUCUCGACAAUCCUCAUGGCAAUGGAUGGAGUGAAGGAACCUCCCGCUCAGACAGCCAGCGCUCCGGCCAGCACGGCCGCUCCUGCACCAGUGGAGCCUUUCAGCAAAGCACACGGCAGCGCUGGAGGGAAGGCACACCUGAUCCAGCGCUCCAACACAGUGGGCGACUCGCUCUGGUUUCUGGGUCAGGGCAGUGCCCCCCUAGGCCCUCUGGCCCCUGGCAGGUUGCACAGGAGCAUUUCCUGGGCAGACUCAGUUGUGGUACUGGAGGAAGGGUCAGGGGUCACAAGUGCACGCACCCCAUCCGACUGGCUGGAAAGCGAGGAGUGUGAGCCCAUGCCGUCCGACCCCAUCUUCAUUUCUGCUGAUAAGAUCUCCAAAGCCCCACCUCCUGGAACGCUCAGUAGGUCCUCUUCCACCUCCAGUCAAGAUGAUGAAAAGUCCACCUUGGAGGAAGUGAGUGAGGGAGCCAUUCCCAUCGAUCAACCCACUCAGGGGCUCUCCACCCCUGGCAGCCAGGAGCUCCUCUUCCAGGGCACAAACCAGUCCCAAGGUCAUGGACUCAACAAAUCCAGCUCCUCCCCAGAGCUCCAGACUUUACCAGAAGCCUUCUCCAAAGCCGCUCUGGAAUCGGAGAAAAUGCUAGGAGAUGUGGCCCAACCGAGAGUCCUAUCAGAGGCCAAGAUCCAGCCGCCCGUUGAGAGGGAGAACGUAGGAGGAGACCUCAGUGGACUCACCAUGCCGAGUCAAGUAAUGGAAGGUUCUUCUGCAGUGCUUCCCCAAAGUGGAGGAGCAAGAAUGAAAUUAGAGUUUCCACCAUCUGGAGCGCAACCGGGGCCCAUCUCGCCCAGCGGGGGCCACAGACCUCGGGGCCACACCAUUUCGGUAUCAGCACCGUCCUCGAGGAGAGAGAGGAGAACGGAGAGAGAUUCGUACCAUAGUCGACCCGGUCCCAGCAGCACCGAGAAGACGUCUGGGCUCAGCCCGAGCUUUGUGUUCCUCCAGCUGUACCACUCGCCCUUCUUUGGCAAUGAGGCAAACAAGCCUCUGCUGCUGCCCAAAACACAGGUGAUUGAUCGUGCCGUGAAGGUUCUGGAUCAGAUGCCUCCUUACGACACUCAUAAGAUUGGAGUGAUCUUUGUCGGAGCCGGUCAGGUCAACAACGAGGUCGCCAUUCUGUCCAACGAGUACGGUUCAAAUCGUUACGCCUGCUUCCUCACCGGGCUCGGUAAAUUAAUCCACCUGAAGGACUGUGACCCCGACCAGAUCUUCCUGGGCGGGCUGGAUCAAUACGGAGACGACGGCGAGUUCACCUACUGCUGGCAUGAUGACAUCAUGCAAGCCAUCUUCCACAUCGCCACGCUGAUGCCAAACAGGGAGAGCGACAAAGGCUGCUGCAAUAAGAAGCGUCACAUUGGCAAUGAUUUUGUUAUGGUGGUGUACAACGAUUCAGGCGAGGAAUACAAACUGGGCACCAUAAAGGGCCAGUUUAACUUUGUGGAGGUGAUUAUCAAACCGCUGGAUUAUGAAUGUAACCUGGUCACCCUGCAGUGCCGGAAAGACCUGGAAGGCUUAGUGGAUACAACUGUGGCAAAAAUAGUUUCCGACCGCAACCUCCCGCUCUUGGUCCGACAGAUGGCGCUCCAUGCCAAUAUGGCAUCUUUGGUUCACCAGUCCAGAGCCAACCCGUCCGACGCCUACGCCUCAAAGUGGCUGGCACGGUUACGUCACAUAAAGAGGAUCAGGACCAGGGCCCAUGAGGAUAUUCAAUCCCGCUGCACCCCUGGGAUCUCGCUGACUCAGGGACACAGUCAAAGUAAAGGAUUUCAACCUAGCAGCAAUGCUGGUUUAAAUGCGGAGAACUCGGGCCAACGCAAACGGCUGGUGUCGACUGUGGAUGACUUCACAGAUUUCGUGUGAUGACAUCCGUACACGUGUUGAAGAUUUGGGACUGGUGUGUUCGGGGACCCUGUGUGUUUCACGCUUACAAUAAAGGCUCACUCAAUAAAGAGCGUUUCAGCAGUGAAUC
Messenger RNA from Doryrhamphus excisus (bluestripe pipefish), 6417 nucleotides. It is a transcript of the gene tsc2, whose product is annotated as TSC complex subunit 2. The record is from RefSeq and is a predicted model, not a curated record. NCBI's taxonomy places the organism in Eukaryota, Metazoa, Chordata, Actinopteri, Syngnathiformes, Syngnathidae. Gene Ontology annotation, molecular function: GTPase activator activity. Gene Ontology annotation, biological process: positive regulation of GTPase activity; negative regulation of insulin receptor signaling pathway; regulation of cell cycle. Gene Ontology annotation, cellular component: nucleus; cytoplasm; TSC1-TSC2 complex.